AUGCCUACCACGCAAGGCUUCGAAUUCCUUGUUGAAGGUGUCGACGGUGUGCCAUUUGCCACAUACGGGACCAGAUCUUUGGGUCGAAGCAUCGUUUCCACCAAAAUCCAAGCCAAAACCGGUGUGAGCUUUCAAAUUCGGGUCAAACCGCAAAUCCCCUUCCCCACACCAAACGAUGCACCCCUUGGCCAGAGCAGGUAUAAUCUGAGACCCUCGACACGAAGAGCUGAGUUGACGAACGGCAGGAACGUGGGCAACCUCGAGUCACCAAGCGCCUCGGCAGGUCCAAAAGCUUCAUUCCUCUAUGUCGCUUUCGUGUAUAUAGACGGCAACAAGAAGGCCGAGUGCUCGAACGUUGUCGUGGUGAAUCCUGAGAGCCGCAAAUACAGUGAAAAGGGUAGCUUGCUUCCAGGACGAUAUUCUCUGCUUGACGAUACUGCAACUCAGAAUAGGUCGGACCAAGGCGAGCGGGCACAUAUGUCGAUCUGUCCAUGGGUUUUUACAGAGAGGGGGAUCGAUGUUCUUAUGAGCCGCAUGGACAUCUCAACAGCAGACCCUGACAUCCCAGCCACGGCCAUGGAGCAAGAAUUGGUGGACCUCACACACGCAAUGGACAAGGAUAAACUAGGAGAAGCCGACCAAUUCAAGCGAGGAGAGAUCGAGGUUAAGAUCAUCAGAGUCGUGGAAGAUUACGUAGCGGGCUCCGAGCUGUACUGGAAGAGAGGAAACCAGGAGACUCCUAAAGGUGACGACGGUCAAACACACGAUGUCACGGUCGAUCGGGGGCAAGAGCAACAAAUCCACAUGCACACCGUCAAAUACCGUCGGUACCGACGUGACGAGGCGUUUUGGUGCAAAGCCGUCUUCCAGUACAUGGACAUCGCCAAGCUCGUGAACCUCGGAUUAUGCAACCCACACGGCGGACUGGUCGAGCGUUCCCAAGGAAAUACCAUCGGCAGCUCCCUGCAAUCAUUGUCCAGUCUUCAUCAUCAACCAAUGCCUGGCCAAUUGAAGCGUACGAGGGGUGGCGGGCAAGAGUCGGGCAAGCAUGGCGAGUCUGAGCUUGACAGGUCCUCGUCAAGCGAAGACUCGGCCUCAACCACAACCAGCGACUCUGACGUGCCUCAUCGAAAGCGUCGUGGACCAAUAAGAAGACGCGGAGCUAAGGCAUCGAACAAGAAGAUGACAAUGGGGGAGACUCGUCGAGGGACAGCACGCGCAUCAGCAGGCAUUCAAGAGCCAGGAGUUGGAGCGGCCAACAGACAAUUGCAGCUUGAGAAGGCAGCUGGGGGGCAGGACUAA
Messenger RNA from Fonsecaea nubica, 1302 nucleotides. RefSeq lists its product as hypothetical. The transcript has a single exon. The record is from RefSeq and is a predicted model, not a curated record. Bases 1 to 1302 code for a protein of 433 amino acids. Lineage: Eukaryota; Fungi; Ascomycota; Eurotiomycetes; Chaetothyriales; Herpotrichiellaceae.